UUUGCAUCCAAGGGCUUGCAUGUCUCCGUAUUUCCGGGUCACAUCUUGGUACAACUGAUUCAAUGAACACUGCAAACAAGAGGGGGAUUUCUAGUGCUUUACUCCCCUUCUUAAAUAAAAACACAAGACUAUAUGAAACGUUUCUGAUUGCUGAGAAGCAAUAACCUUGCAUUACUUUCUGGAAGAUACAGGGUUAACAGAAACAGCCUCCUGUCGCCUUCCUCUUCCACCAGCAGUGACAUCACACUCCGGCAUCAGCCAAUAGGCCUGCAGGAGUCGCCCCCCCUCUCCCCUCCACUCUACUCCUUAUAUCCUCCACAGCCAAGUUCAACAGUGAAAAUGUGUUAAUAGCAGAGCACAGAAGCAGCUGCUCGGCUCUCUUCACUCUAGCUUUCUCUCAACAAACAAUGACUGGAGACAGACAGCAGGGACUCUGCGCAAUAUGAUGGGCUGCAAGUCGGGACCCUUAGCCUGCCAGCAGCAGCAGGUGCAGAUGGAGAGCUCCACGGCCAGCCUGGAAGGAGUAGCCCUGGCCAAGCCUGAGCCCCUGUCCACCCUGGAGAGGCUGGCCCUGGCCACGGGAGGCACAGAGAAGUCCUGGUACCGCUGCAUCUUCCCCUUCGGCAUCAUCUCGCUGGUCAUUGGGCUGUCCAGCGUGGCUGUCACCUUCUACUUCAACAACCUGCCCAUGGCCAAGGCGGUCUCGGUGGUCCUGCUGGGGGUGGGCCUGAUGGUAACGACCUUCGCCUGCUGUAGGGUGCACAACAGGAAGAAGAGGAAAAGGAAAGAAGGAGGCUCCUUCAGCUUGGAGCAGUGCGCUCUGUGAGGGGGUUCAGUGAAAGGGGAGUGGGGGGGGGGGCAGCUGCAUCCACUACCCCCCUCUUGUCCACUGGGAGCCAUUUGGGGCUGGACUUGCAAUUUGCAGAAACUCUGAGGCAGUGCUGGAGGGGGCUUGGUAAUAAAACACAGACAGACUGGACUGUCCAUUAAAGGUUCAUUGACAGCAUAAUAAAUCAUUGGUACAUAUGUGCACGAAGUUUCUAAAAAGCACACGCAGCACAGAGGAAGACGCAUAUAAAGUUCUCAAAUCAAAGCCAGCUCCUUGCCUGCUAAAGCCUUCGUGCUUCACACUGGAGCUCUGAAUCUCUGACGCACCGCCUCAGCUGUAAAAACAAACAAGCGUCAGGAGAUUUAAUAAGGAGACAGGGACUGCGCUCAAACUGCCAUCCUCUGGAGGAUUGCUCAGUGUCAAGGCAUUCACUGGAACAGGGGAAGGUGCGAUCAGGGUAGAUAACAGAACACCUUCUGGAAAGCAAAGGACUGUCAGAUCGUGCCCUAAAAGCAAGUCAUAUUUAUUUAUGUUGGAAAUGAAUUUCUGACGUACUCUCUGUAUAUUUGAAAUAAAAGCAGCUAAAACAGCAACAGCAGGAGCCUGCCACAGGGCCAUCUGCUAUUCCUUAUGCUGUCAAACUUGCCAGAUCAGAAAUGUGUAUUGAGCAAGACUGCUAACCUCCAAAACACUAGUGUACCAUGCUAGGCAGAUUUAAUGAACACACACUCUUUCCUGUCCGUGACAGAUGGGAUGUCCUUUAGAGCAGGGAGACUCUGGAUUUCAGAUCAGAUUCCGUACAAGAAGUCUGGAAAUUCAGUUCUGCGCUUCCUUGUCCACCUUUGUCCCUUGAAAUCAAUGCUGUCCCAGUUACCAGUGCACUGCUGCUACAAUGCCAUUUGGCACACAGCAGGCAUGGGACUGGCCUGCCAACCCUUUACCGUAAGAGUCAGAGAUUGAACCCCAGGGUCACCGAAUGGACUUCAGUAGUGGUCUACGACUUCCGCCCUCUCUCACUAAGAGGACUGUGCCUGGUUGUGACCGCUGUGCCUUUCUGGCUCCCUGUUUUGUGCCCUGGAGGGGUGGUCGGUCAGUGGUUUUAUCCACUAUAUGUACUGGAUAUUUGUUCCAUUUACCCAUAAAGAUACCAAAAUGGAUCAGCCCCCCACUCCAGCCCGCACUGCGUGACCUCGACUGAUCCACUUGAGCUGAAGCAAAGGGGGGGGGGGGGGGGGGACCAG
Acipenser ruthenus (sterlet) is the source of this 2070-nucleotide messenger RNA. Its product is annotated as transmembrane protein 100-like. NCBI's taxonomy places the organism in Eukaryota, Metazoa, Chordata, Actinopteri, Acipenseriformes, Acipenseridae. The transcript has a single exon. The record is from RefSeq and is a predicted model, not a curated record. Gene Ontology annotation, biological process: cellular response to BMP stimulus. The coding region runs from base 443 to 826 and encodes 127 amino acids.